This is a messenger RNA of Aphis gossypii (cotton aphid), 927 nucleotides long. RefSeq lists its product as uncharacterized. NCBI's taxonomy places the organism in Eukaryota, Metazoa, Arthropoda, Insecta, Hemiptera, Aphididae. The record is from RefSeq and is a predicted model, not a curated record. Bases 1 to 927 code for a protein of 308 amino acids. The transcript is spliced from 4 exons.
AUGGGAAAAUAUGGUAAAUAUAAACGUAAGUAUUGUGUGGAUUGGGAAGCUAAACCGGAAUUUAAAGGGUGGCUACAAAAAGCUACAGAAAGCCAAUCUUAUGAAAAUGAUCUUAAGGAAGCAUAUUGUUCAAAGUGUAAAGUUGUGUUGAGAGCACAUCAUGGUGAUCUCAUUAGUCAUUCUAAAACAACAAAACAUAUAGGAAAAAUGAAAAGUUUGAUUGUCGAAAAACAACCGCGACUGCAAUCUUUUGGUGUGUCGACAGUUACAAGAGAACGAAAAGCUGUUGAAUUAAAACUAGCUGUACAUAUUGCCACUCACUCAGCUAUUAAAAGCAUUGACCAUCUUGUUGAUAUAUUAAAGGUAUCUGGAAAAGGUUCUUCUCUAGAGAAUUUGAGGUUGCAUCGGACUAAGUGUUCCAAACUUAUUAUAAAUGUUAUAUCACCUGCUAUACUUCAGCAGCUAGUUAUGGAUGUUGGUGAUAGCAAGUAUUCGCUAAUAGUUGACGAAUCAACUGACGUUUCUGUGUCAAAAUAUAUGGCAUUUUGCAUUCGAUAUUUUAGUAAACCCAUGCAAAGCAUAACUAAUGAAUUCCUAGGAUUAGUAACUGUUGAACGCGCAACGGCAGAUGCUUUACGAGACGUAACAUUACAAUUUUUAAAAGAACUAAAAUUAAAACCUGAGAAUAUUAUUGGUCUAGGAGUAGAUGGUGCUAGUAAUUUAUGUGGUCGUCAUCAUUCACUGUAUACCCUAUUAAAAGAAGUUUCACCCAAUCUACAACUUAUAAAAUGUCUAUGUCAUUCGCUCAAUACAUGUUCGUCAAAAGCAUCCGAGGUUUUACCUGCCAAUCUUGAGUUCAUGCUCCGGGAAACUGUGUCGUGGUUUUCAUACAGUCCAUUACGCAAUAAUACUGGAUCAAUGGCUUGA